Messenger RNA from Aedes aegypti (yellow fever mosquito), 1959 nucleotides. RefSeq names its product alanine--glyoxylate aminotransferase 2-like. The record is from RefSeq and is a predicted model, not a curated record. Gene Ontology annotation, cellular component: mitochondrion. Gene Ontology annotation, molecular function: transaminase activity; pyridoxal phosphate binding. Bases 316 to 1788 code for a protein of 490 amino acids. Lineage: Eukaryota; Metazoa; Arthropoda; Insecta; Diptera; Culicidae. The transcript is spliced from 7 exons.
UCCAACAUUUUCCUCAGUUUGACGUUAUCAUCUUGAUGACUAACAUCAAUCUCGGUUCUUCCGACAAGCAGUAGCAAUUUUGGCAGGAUUCACAUCCUUUGCUAGCAAUCACCCAGUACCACCACCGGAGUAUAGUGGAUUUUAGGUCGUGUUUUGGGUAUAGAAAAGUAUCGUUGUGUUCUAAUUUUACAAAAUUUAUACCAAGGAAGCACGUGCGCACUUAAGAAAGUCGCACGGUUGAGAAAAAAUUGAUAUAAAAAUAAAUAUUCGAAAAAAGUAUUUGAUUGUGUGUCUGGACAAAAAAAAGUGAGCAAAAUGCAAAACGUGGUGGAUUGCAAAGAACACAUGCCCAAAGCCGAUACCAUCCGGCUGCGAAACAAACAUAUUGGCAAAUCUUGCCAAUUGUUCUACAAAACCGAUCCGUUGAAAAUAGUUCGUGGCCAGGGCCAGUAUAUGUAUGACGAAGAAGGGUCACGCUAUCUCGACUGCAUCAAUAACGUCGCACAUGUUGGCCACUGUCAUCCGAAAGUGGUAGAAGCAGGUUCCCGCCAGAUUGCUACUCUGUCUACCAACAAUCGUUUCCUGCACGAUGAGCUGGUUAAGUGCGCGCAAACGUUGACCGAUAAAAUGCCAGGAAAUCUGUCGGUAUGCUACUUUGUCAACUCGGGCUCCGAGGCCAACGAUCUGGCACUGCGAUUGGCGCGACAGCACACCAAGCGCCACGAGGUUAUCACCUUGGACCAUGCUUAUCACGGACAUGUGUCUGCGGUGAUGGAAAUUUCCCCGUAUAAAUUCAAUCAGCCCGGCGGCGACCCCAAACCAGAUUUCGUACACGUAGCACCUUGUCCGGAUGUCUAUCGGGGAAAGCAUCGCGAUUGCGACUAUCCCGAGGGUACCGACAUGGGUCAGUUGUACGUCGAUGAGGUUGCCCGGCUCGUUGAGAGUAGCCAGACUGGAAUCGCGGCCUUCAUCGCCGAGAGUUUGCAGAGCUGUGGCGGACAAAUCAUUCCACCGAAGGACUACUUCAAGAAAGUGUACAAAAUAAUACGUGACGCGGGUGGCGUAACUAUCGCUGAUGAGGUGCAAGUCGGCUUCGGCCGUAUCGGAACUCACUAUUGGGCGUUUGAGCCGCACGAUGUCAUUCCUGACAUUGUAACCGUUGCCAAACCGAUGGGCAAUGGACACCCGGUCGGUGCUGUCGUCACAACACCAGAAAUUGCAGAAAGCUUCGCUUCCACGGGAGUGUGCUAUUUCAAUACGUAUGGUGGAAAUCCGGUUUCCUGUGCCAUUGCCAACGCCGUGAUGAGCGUUAUCGAUGAAGAAAAUCUACAAGAUAACGCCUUCAUCGUGGGAAAGUACCUCUUGGACCAGUGCCGAUCUCUCCGUUAUGAAUACGACGUUGUUGGCGAUGUUCGUGGAACGGGUUUGUUUGUCGGUAUCGAAUUGGUCACCAAUCGCAAGGAAAGAACUCCUGCCACCAAGAUGGCCAAGGCAGUUGUGGAUAGGAUGAAGAAUACGCACAAAAUUCUCGUCAGCAGUGACGGGCCCAACGACAACGUGAUCAAGCUAAAGCCUCCCAUGGUGUUUAACGCAGAGAAUGCUGACGAAUUUCUGUACGGCUUCCGCGAAUGCCUAACGUAUCUGGAAAAUUUGGAAAAAUCGCAGCACACAGGAAACCCAGAGGUACGCGCCGUUUUAACGAUACCUGUGCCAGCUACCGGAGGACUUUGCAGUCUCGCAAAUAGUACAAUCAGUGAGAAGCGUGAAAAGUUAAUCAAAUCAGUUUGAACUCAAAUUUUUCAUAUUGUAUAUUUUUCUUUGAUAAUAUGAUUUCAACUACUAAUGUUCAUUAAUUUUGUUGAAACUUAGAAUACUUAUUUGUUUAAAAAUAGGUGAGCUUACUACUUCCAAACUGCUUUAUACUCUGAAGGAAAUUUCUUCAAUAAACAAAUAAUCUCA